Molecule: messenger RNA, 839 nt
Organism: Meloidogyne enterolobii
Lineage: Eukaryota; Metazoa; Nematoda; Chromadorea; Rhabditida; Meloidogynidae
Source: the annotation of a GenBank genome assembly
UUUUGUUUUAUUCAAAUUCUGAUUUUUUUCUUUUUUUUUUCAGUUUCUCCAAUGGUGAUUCAAAUGUUUCCAAUUUAUUUUCGGUAAUGCAAGAAUCAAUAAAACUCUGGAUUGACAAUGCUGAUGUUGUUACACCAAUUUUAAAAUUGUUGGCAGAAUUAGUAAUGAAUAGACAAUCGAGACUACAAUAUGAUAUGCAAAGUUGUAUGGCUGUUGUUUUGUUUAGAAAUAUUGCUAAAGUUAUUUGUGAAUAUGGUACUAGAUUGCUUUCAUUACCUCCAGUUCCAAAAGAACACCAUUAUAAACAACGUAUUAAAAACACUGGUGUUUGUUGUCAAAUAAUUAAAAAUGUUUUGGCUGGGAAUUAUUUACCUUUUGGUGUUUUUUAUAUUUAUGGAGAUACUUGUAUGACUGAUACUUUGGAUAUUACUUUUAAAUUAUUUUAUAAAUUACAAGAAGAAAAUUUUUUGGUUUAUCCUAAAUUGACACAAGCAGUUUAUGGUUUUCUAGACAUUGUGACUAAGGACUGCACGGCAUACAUUUCAAAAAUGGAAGAAAUUUAUUUUAUUGCAAUAUUUCGAGCUAUUCAUCGCGGUAUUUGUUCUGUAGGUAAGACAAUUUUUUACUUGGCAAUAGUUUUUUGGUUCCAGGAUAUGUCAACAACAUUUACUAAUAAUUUGGGAAUUAAUAAUAAUUUAUCGUCAUUUUCAUCUUCACCUUUCUCCAAUAUUUCUUUUGCUGGUGAGGAGUGGGGGCAAUUGUUUAUUCACUCAUUUUUAUUUUCUUUUUAUUUUGUUAUUUCUUUAAAAAUCUCUUUAAUAAUUUCUUUUUAUAUUUAA